CCAGGCUGAGGUUCUCAACUACAGCCAGCUCCUCCCUGUGUCCCCCGGCCUUCCCUGCUGCAUACUCCCCUGGACCCAGAGGAAAGCAGAUGAUGUCCUCAGACAUGGAGACUGAAAACGUCAGUGAGGUGGCCCCUGAGGCCCCACAACCCACCCACAUUAACGUUCACAUCACCCAGGAGUCUGUCCUGGCCAAACUCCUGCUGGCCGGAUGGUCAGCACUACAACUCCCAGCAUCUGCCUCGUCCAGGGGUCUAGACAGCAGCAGGUUUCUGGUGACCUCCUGGGUGGUACAGAUUGUGCUGGGGCUUCUGAGUGUGGUUCUGGGUGGAAUCCUCUGCAUCUGCCAGUAUUUAGCCAUGAAUACCUCAGGAGCGCCCUUCUGGACCGGGAUCGUGGCUAUGCUGGCUGGAGCUGUUGCCUUCCUUCACAAGAAACGUGGGGGUGCCUGCUGGGCCCUGUUGAGGACACUUCUUGUGCUGGCAAAUUUCUGCAUGGCUGUGGCUGCCAUUGUUCUUGGAGCUAGUGAGUUCCACAUUUACCGAUACUAUCUCAGAGAUAAUGUCUGUGCAACCCGCCCUUCAGAUUUCCGGCCCCCCCGGUCCCCCAGCACCCCAUCUCCAGAGGAAACUGAUAGGAUAAGCCUGUGCAUAUUCUACGUAAGCAUGCUAAAGCCCCUGCUCAUAAGUCUCCAGGCAAUGCUCUUGGGUGUCUGGGUGCUGCUGCUCCUGGCUUCUCUCAUCCCUGUGUGUGUUUACCUCUGGAAAAGAUUCUUCACAAAGGCGAAAACAGACGAGAAGAAACUGCUGGGUGCAAAUGUGAUCUAGCCCUGCCUCUCCCUUGCUCUGGACCUCCCUCCUUCUGAAGCCUGAAAGAAGAGUUGGACAAGAGCAAAUAGACCCUACCCCACCGACAGGGCAUGGCUCCUGCCUGGCUCCACCCAGCUUUGCUGUUGCUCACAGCAGCCCUCGCUCAUUUCUCUCCACCUUCACCAUCCCAUGUUCCUUCUCAGGCAGUGACUUGAUAAUAAAGUCUCACGGCAUUGGCUG
Molecule: messenger RNA, 1049 nt
Organism: Microtus oregoni (creeping vole)
Lineage: Eukaryota; Metazoa; Chordata; Mammalia; Rodentia; Cricetidae
Gene: Tmem176a
Product: transmembrane protein 176A
Exons: 7
Coding region: 90-827 (245 amino acids)
Cellular component (GO): membrane
Source: RefSeq, a predicted model, not a curated record